AUGACCACCUCGUCAAAUUUCUCAUUCUUGGACGAUGUUAUAGGCUUCAUAUUGGCUGAUGCGGGAUACGACGUUUGGCUCGGGAACGUGAGGGGGAACACGUACGGUCGACAUCAUGUCAGCUUGUCCCCCGACGACGACCAAUUCUGGUCCUUCAGCUUCGACGAGAUGGGAGAGUUCGACCUGCCGGCGAUGCUAGACAAGAUGGCGGAGACGACGGGUCACGACAAAUUCCACCAUGUGGGUCACGGCAUGGGGACGACUCUCUUCUGGGUCAUGAGCGACUCGAGGCCCGAAUACCGCCAUCAUUUUCUGUCCACACACGCCAUGGCCCCCCUGGCCAGGGUCGAUCAUAUGUCUUCUCCUCUUCUAGUCGUAGUCCCCUUCGUCGAUCAACUCCAGUGGUUGCUGGAUAUGCUCGGCCUGCACGAAUUCCUACCGAGCCCUGCAUUCUUGGAACUUUUGGCUGCAUAUGUCUGCGGCGAGGACUGGGAACUUCAGGACACCUGCAAUCUCAUGUUCAUGUUAUUCGGCUUCGACGGAGAUCAACUGGACGACGUAAGCACGAAUACUUCAUUCCGCAUUGAAAACCAAAUGGGAGGUCCGAGCGGGAGCAAGGGAAUCAACUUGAUCUGGAGACACCUCGUCCCUGCUUCCUCUGGCACGACAGAGCUUGAAGGGAUGAGGAGGACUCGUUCGGACCAGAAAGGAGGCGGAGUCGUCCUGUCUCUUUGGACCUCCUUCUCUUCGUCUUCUGAUUCUGUUUCUUUGCUUUUCGAUCCCAUUGGGGAGAACCCUGAGAUGUAUGUCGUAAAGCUGACCCCGAGAGAGGGGAACUUGGAACACUACGGCCAGGAAGAACCGCCCGAGUAUGACCUUUCCAAUGUCAUCACGCCCGCUUUCCUCUAUUGGGGCGAGGACGACUGCUUCGCCGAUUCCGAGGACGUUGCAUGGUUAGCGGAUCAACUACCGUGCCUGAUCGAUAGUUACCGAGUGUCUUUCGAUGCCUGGGGUCAUCUGGACUUCCUGUUUGGGAUCGAUGUCAAGACACUUGUCUAUGACAGGUUGCUCGAAAUGAUGACGAUGUUUGAGCCAUGA
Messenger RNA from Darwinula stevensoni, 1098 nucleotides. The record is from the annotation of a GenBank genome assembly. Lineage: Eukaryota; Metazoa; Arthropoda; Ostracoda; Podocopida; Darwinulidae.